AGCCUAGUCUUUGGUCAGGUAAGAGUUAGACACACCCACACUGUUGAAAAGUGAUUUAGACAGUGUGUUGAAGACUGUGCAGGAAGUUUGAGGUCAAAGAAAAGACAAAGACACUAUCUACCCCAGGACACUGCCCACUCAGUAGCCUAUCAGAUGGAGCUGCCACCUCGACCAAAACUCUUUGACUUCCAUGGAGUCUCCAUGACCAACUACUUCACUGACAACUGGGACAAUGUACAGAACUUCCAGGCCAGACCAGAUGACAUUCUCAUCGCUACCUACCCCAAAGCAGGAACCACAUGGGUCUCCUACAUUCUAGACCUGCUGUAUUUUGUCCAGACAGCCCCUGAGCGUCAGAGACCCAUCUUUGAGAAAGUUCCUUUUCUGGAGUUGCUCAUCCCUCUUCACCCUCCAGGGGUGGAGGUGCUGGACAACUUAACCACCACUCCUCGCCUCAUCAAGACUCACCUCCCAGUCCAGCUGCUUCCCAAGUCCUUCUGGGAGAAGAACUGCAGGAUAGUGUAUGUAGCCCGUAAUGCCAAGGACAAUGCAGUGUCUUAUUUCCACUUUGACCGUAUGAACCAGGCCGAGCCAGAGCCAGGAGACUGGGACAACUACUUACAGAGAUUCAUGGAUGGAAAGAUGGUGUUUGGUUCAUGGUACGACCAUGUGACUGGUUGGUGGGAGAAGAAACAGACUCACUCCAAAAUCCUCUACCUCUUCUAUGAGGACAUGGUUGAGGAUACGGGGAGAGAGCUGGACAGGCUGUGCUCCUUCCUAGGUUUGUCUCCUUCAGCAGAGGAGAAGGAGAGGGUGAAAGGAGGAGUGCAGUUUGAUAUAAUGAAGAAGAACAGCAUGGCCAACUACUCCACCAACCCAGUCAUGGACUUUAAGAUAUCUCCCUUUAUGCGCAAAGGAAAGGUUGGUGACUGGAAGAACCAUUUCACUGUGGCCCAGAGUGAACAGUUUGAUGAAGACUAUAAGAAGAAGAUGGAAAACACUCAGCUGCGGUUUCGCACAACAAUUUAGGACUGUCUUCAUUAUCUAAAGCACUCUGCAGGUCUUAAGAACGUAACUGCAUGUAAAAAUGUAAUAACACAUAAUCCUGUAAGUAUGAGCAGCAAAGACAUACUGUCUAACUACUAUAAAUAAACAACACCAGAUGUCAAUGUU
This is a messenger RNA of Oncorhynchus gorbuscha (pink salmon), 1173 nucleotides long. RefSeq names its product cytosolic sulfotransferase 2-like. The record is from RefSeq and is a predicted model, not a curated record. Gene Ontology annotation, cellular component: cytoplasm. NCBI's taxonomy places the organism in Eukaryota, Metazoa, Chordata, Actinopteri, Salmoniformes, Salmonidae. The transcript is spliced from 8 exons. The coding region runs from base 154 to 1029 and encodes 291 amino acids. Gene Ontology annotation, molecular function: sulfotransferase activity. Gene Ontology annotation, biological process: sulfation.